UUUGCCAGGCUAUAAAACCUCAAUAAGAGGCCUUCUUGAAGGAGUCCAAGUCCCAACGAAACGCCUCCAUACCAAUCCUCUCACUCUCUUCCCUCACUACACACACUAAACAAGAAAAUGGAGAUCUGAAGAGACCAAGGCAUUUUCUUCUCUUUUAUUGUUUGGCAUUGUUAAUUCAUUUCUCCAAUAAUUAAUGGCUAUCAUCACUGAGUCUUUGCUCGGCGAUCAAUCAUCAUCACGGCCACCGGAAGCUACAUCGGGUCAAAACAACUCAGAGUCGACCCGGCCUAAUGAUGCUGACCCGUUCAAAAAGGUGAAUGUGGAGCAGUGGAUUCUUGAGCUUCGCGAUAGACGUACCCGAGAAAACGCACUGCAACGCCUCUCUAAGAUCAGGGAAAUUCGUGAGGACUUGGCUCCAUUGCUGUGGCAUUCCUUUGGCACCACAUAUACAUUGUUAAAGGAAAUACUUGAGGUGUACCCAAUGGUCACAUCUCCACAUCUUCUUACUCAGGAGGCAUCAAAUCGAGCAUGCAACACACUCUCUCUAUAUCAGUGCGUAGCUGCUCAUCCGGAGACAAGAAAUCUGUUUGUCAAAGCCAACAUUCCAAUGUAUAUCUACCCUUUCCUCGGCACUAAGAGCAAGGAAAAACCUUAUGAAUAUCUGAGGCUGUCCAGCUUGGGUGUUAUUGGUGCCCUUGUGAAGGAUAAUGAUGAAGACAUCAUCACUUUCCUUCUCCAAACUCAAGUGUUCUGCUACUGCAUCCGCUGCAUUGAAGUUGGCACUAUACUGUCAAGAACUGUGGCCACAUUCAUAAUUGAAAGAAUUCUGAUCAGUGAUCAGGGAAUGAAGUACUGCAUCACUUUCGCGGAUAGAUUCUACGUCAUCACUCAAGUUCUUAGCAGGAUGCUCGAUAAGCUUCCCGAAGAACCCUCCCACCGGCUGCUCAAGCUCAUCAUUCACUGCUUUCUCAGGCUCUCAGAUGGUCUAACCAGGGACGUUGACAGCUUAAGCCUAUGUCUCCCUAGGAGCUUGAGGGAUUCUAGAGUCAUUAACCUCGUCUCUGAUGACCCGGUAGCCAUGUCGUAUCUGAGGCGCCUGUAUUGCAACGUUGCAGCAGGGAGGAAGCCUAAUGGAGCAGCUGGGAAGCAGCCUAAUGGAGCAUCAGGUGCCGAGUCCAAUGGUCGCGUGGCUAAAGGCUGAAUGGCAAACCAUGGCAUCCAUCGAUGCUGAUCAGGCACCACCACCACAAAAGAAAUACCAUCCACACAGAAUGAAGAAUAUAGUCG
Messenger RNA from Prunus dulcis (almond), 1287 nucleotides. RefSeq names its product CCR4-NOT transcription complex subunit 9-like. Gene Ontology annotation, cellular component: P-body; CCR4-NOT core complex; CCR4-NOT complex. The transcript is spliced from 9 exons. Lineage: Eukaryota; Viridiplantae; Streptophyta; Magnoliopsida; Rosales; Rosaceae. The coding region runs from base 194 to 1201 and encodes 335 amino acids. Gene Ontology annotation, biological process: negative regulation of translation; mRNA catabolic process. The record is from RefSeq and is a predicted model, not a curated record.